GCCAUUCGCUCCUCCUGCCUGGCGGUGGCGCUGCGCUACGGGAAGCGGAUGCUGCAGCAGUCGCCGCCGCAACCGGCGGGUCUCGCGAUAUCUCAAGCCGGAAGUGCUGGGUUUGUGAGAGAGAGAAAGAAAGAGUCGCCACUUCGGUCUCCCGCUGGCCCUGGGGUGGGUCCUGCGUGGCUGCUGAGCGCGUGCGCGGGCGGGCCGCCCCCCCUUCCUCGGCUUCUUUCCUCGCUUUGGCGCUCCUGCCUUCUCUCUCCGUCUCUGUCUCUCCGGAGCCCUGCUUGGCCAUGGCUGGGGGGCCGCCUGUCCAGCAGGCUAUGGAGUGCGAUGCAGAGCCAAGGUCUGUCCUGCCUUUCCAGCCCCUUGUAAACGUCAAACAGGCAGCUCUGCAGGAGAUGCAGGUGCAAACAUCAGAGGCUUCCAUGUGGGCAGCAGUGGCUGCCAUCCAGGCCAUAGACAAGACGGUGGACAGCCACACCGUGCGCUUGCUGCGUUUGGAAGGCAGGAUGGGGUCGGCAGAGAAGAAGCUGGGGGACUGUCAAAAGACCACGAAGGUAUUGGAGAACCAGCUGGAGAGCAAGUGGGCUGCGCUGGGGACCUUAAUCGAGGAGUACAGGCAGCUCCAGAGGAGGCUGGAGAAUGUGGAGAAUCUGCUGAAGAACCGGAACUUCUGGAUCCUGAGGUUCCCCCCCAGUGUGAAAGGAGAAACACCCAAGGUUCCAGUGACUUUUGAUGACCUCUCAGUCCACUUCAACGAGCAGGAAUGGGGGAAUCUGGAUGAGUUACAAAAAGAGUUGUACAAGACAGUUAUGAAAAGCAACUACGAGAUGCUGGUCUCACUGGACUAUGCUGUUGCCAAGCCCGAGAUCCUGACCCGGAUGGAGCAGGGGGAAGAGCUGUGUGAGAAGAGACUUGGUGGCUUGGAAGGGGACAGUGUCCCUGAACACCUUGAUGCAGACAGCCCUGUUGCUCCAGUAGAUGUUUCUUUAUGGCUUAAACAAGAAGUGGGGGAAUCACAGGAUGGGGACGCUAAGCUCCCUGACAACGGGACCGGUGGCUCCCACUUGGGUUCUUCCAUGGAUGCAGCAGAUAAAUCCUUGUGGAUUAAAGAGGAAAUAGAGGAGGUGUGCUUUGUUCCUGAGGAUUGCCAGGAAAGAGAUCUGUCUCGCAAAGCUAGCCUGGAAUACCACACUGUCACAGUUGAUGAAGAAAGCCUGGGAGGACCUCAGGAGUGCACAAGUGCACAGGAGCCUUUAUUUCUUGGUGAAGGCCCUAGUACUGGUCCAGCCCCCUUUCUGACUUGGGUUGAUGCCGCUGGUGACAUGGAGCACGUCCUGCGCGAACAACACCGAUGGCGUUUUUACGAAACGAUGGAGGAGAUCCUGACUACCAAGCGGGAGGACAACAACAGUUACAUUAACCGGGACAGAUACAGGACUUUAAUCGAAGAAGUCAAGGAGGCGAAAAAGCUUCGCAGCAAAAAAGGCAAGCAUUAUCGUCGGCUGAGGCGCUUCAAUGUCCUUAACAUCGGGCAGGAGGAGAAGCUGGUGGUGCCUGUGUCACCCGGACAUACCGAAGUUGUGUAUUUUGUUCAGUAUGAGGACUUGUUUGAUAUUCUGCAUGCAGCACAUAUUGCAAUCGGGCACGGAGGUCGGACCAGGAUGCUGAAGGAACUUAGUCAAAUCACAACGCAGGCAGAGGAAGAUGGAACCCACAUGAAGCCUUUCUUGCUCAGGCACCCGCCUGGAAGAGCUACACCUCACAGCCCUGGGUCAAGUCUUGCUCACGGUGCUCAGCCGGGCACUGAUGUGCAGCCCAUCGAGGAGAAGUCAAGAGGCUUACUGAAGCAGCUUUACUCGUGUUCAGACUGUGGGAAAUUCUUCCAGCACAUGCAGUCCAUGCUCGAUCACAAGAAGACUCACUGCCAGGCACACCGGUUUAAAUGCAUUGAAUGCAAUAAGAGCUUUGGCUGCGAGGAUCAGUGCACACCUAAAGGCCGCCUCCCAACCACCUGCCCUGACUGCAAGCAGCGCCUGCGCAAGAAGCGCUCCAACUGUGUGCACCCUGGGGACACGCAGCCCUUUGCCUGUGCCACCUGUGGGGCCACCUUCAGCCAGUGGUCAAUGCAGCUUUUGCACCAGAAGAGCCACCAGCGAGUCUGGAGCCGCUCUUGCGAUGACUGUGGGGUUGGAGUAGAAACCAUCCAGGAGCUCCAGCGCCAUCGGAGAGCUCAUGCCAUUGUCGGGAGGGCCCAAGGGUGCACCAGUUGCCCACGGAGCUUCCUUUCCUCCUCUGAGCUUGCAGAUCAUCGGAGGACCCAUGCCUCAGGCUGGCCGUUUGUCUGCAGCUGGUGCCAGACUGUCUUUGUCAGCCAGAAGGUGCUUGCCACGCACCAGGAGCUGCAUGUGGCUGCAGUGAAAAAGCUGCUUCCAAAUAUCAAGCUCAACUUUGCCUUCAACUGGCGAGAGUUCUUGUCUGAGCAAAUGAAACUCUGCCUGCAUUCCAGUGGCUCUCCAAGGCAAGCACUCAGCGAACUCCUCCAAAAAAACGCAGAGCUUUGGCCUUAUCCGUGCACAGAAUGUGGCACAAAUUUCUUCAACCAGUGGGCGCUUGCAAAUCACAGGUGUGCUCCCUCAGUGAAGGCACCUGCCCAGUCUGUAGCAAGCAACAACAGCCUGUUUCAGCAGGGAACUGAGAUACGGCCGGUCCCUGCCACAGAGCGGCCAUUUCAGUGUCACUUUUGCGACAUCUGCUUUCCCCAAAAGGAGUUGCUGGUAGAGCACCAGGAUGUGCACAGCAGAGGGCGGGCAUUCCAGUGCCCCCAUUGCAAGUGCAGCUACGUCUGCAAGGAGGCUCUCGCCAACCACGUGCAGAGUCACUUCACGUGGAAACCUUUCCACUGCUACAUCUGUGACAGGGACUUCACCCAGCCAGCAGCGCUUGAAGAACACCUUAGCACUCACAUUGUGGAGCGCCCCUUCAAGUGCAGCCAGUGCCCGAGAAGCUUCAUGACCUCAGGGCUCCUGAGCAAGCACCAACAAGGCCACGUCGCAGGGAAGCUGCACUUUUGCAACUGGUGCACGAGGCAGUUUGCUCACCCUGGGCUCUUGAAAAAGCACUUGCUCUCCCACAACCCCACAGAGCACCCCUUCCAGUGUGACCAGUGCAUGAGCCGCUUUGUUUGCCAAGGGCUGUUGGAUGAGCAUAAAAGGAAGCAUGCGGAAGAGGAGCUGCACCACCUGGGACAAAUGCAGCGGGAAGUGAAGAAAUCUUCUCCAGCCAGCAAUGGAAAUGGUUCUUCUGACUGAAUGGGCCAGCUGUCACUCAUGAAAAGACUAAGCUUGGGUGGCCGUCUGGCCCUGGAAGGACUCUGGUUUAGCUUCCACCCCCUUUGUCCUUCCAAGUAGCUGUCAGGUGCCCUUUAAGCAUCGUGUGGGAGAGGUGCAUUAAUUACAUAAAUUCAUAAAUCACUUUCCACAUAUAUGACCCAAGGCUAUUUACAAGACAUAUGCUUAAAAACAACUGAAAUGAAUUUUAAAACAGUACAAGAACUGAGUUUAGGUUUAAAAACAGGACAAAAUGAACACCUAAGGCAGAGACCUUUGCAUCUAGCUGGAGAAGCUUUUUGAAACUUGAAAUGUCUCCAAUUAUUUCCAGAAAGUACAGAAUAGUAGGUUUUCCUGUGGGUUCCCACCGCAGUGGUCUGGGACAUUUACAGGGUUGAAGCCAUGUGGAUGGGGUAGAUUGCAUGGGUUGUUCCCAUGCAAUUUGGGACUGCAGGGUACUGUUUAUCUGGGGAAGAUCCACCUGGUUGGCUCUACCCACCUGACUGCGGGCCUUUAAAUGCUACAGAAGCACCAUAAGAUGGACCGCCCUGUGAGAGUACAUCCCGCGAUGCUCCUGCAAUGAUAUUGUUCUGCUCCAUUUGGAACGGCUUUAUGCAUUUUGUAAUUCUAAUGCUUUUACCUGCUUUUAUAGUUGCAUGUUCUAAAUAACUCUGACAUGUGAAGGGCACCUUUUUGAGGGCACCAGUUUUCAGGGUGGCAGCUGGAAAAGGGGACACUCCUGUGAGCCAACAGGGCCCGACCUUUGAAACUCAGAUGAGCGAUGGUGAUGCCCACGUUAGGCACGUUUCCUCCUUGGGGAGAUGGAGACUAGAGGACCUGAGAAUUACCAUGGCAACAGCUAAAGGGACAGCGAUACCCUUUGGGAGAACUGAAGGUGGGGGUGGGUGGGGAUAGUGUGCUGUGCUCUAUUUGUCUCCCGAUAUUUUCACAGUAGGACAGGGAGGAACCUGCAUCCCAUUCAAGCAGAAAUGAGGCCUACAAUGGGCUUCUGCCAAGUUUCUCUUGUUUUUAAAAAUGUUUUUAAAUUUAAUUUAAAUUAAAUUAGCAAAUAUUCUGAGUGGAACGAAAGAGAACAAGCUGACUUGUGGCUAUGCUUUGUUAAAAGUCAAAAAGGGCCACUUUCCUGAUGAUUUAUACCCAAAAAGAGAUUCUUUCCUCAGAUUCAGGGAUUAUGCAUCAGAAAAAAUAAAAGAAGUGACUGAGGAGGAAGGAUGCUUAUUCAAAACCAAGGCCAAGAAGCCUUACAGGAGUAGAAACUCCCCUUGGAAACUUGUGAUCCUUCUCCCUCUGAGGUAAAAAAACCAAUGGGAUUCCUGUUCUUAUGUGCCUUCAAGUCAACGAUGACUAAUGGCGACUCUAUGAGUUGGCGCUCUCCAACAGCAUCUGUGUUGCAUUUUGGAUACUCUGUUCACAGGGUUUUCGUGGUAAGAGAUAUUCAGAGGUGGUUUACCAUUGCCUUCCUCUGAGUCUGGAUGCAUCUUAGUCUGGUGUCUCAGCUUUGACCAUUCCACCUUGGGUGCCCCUGCUAGGAGUCGAGCCUCUUGGUCUAGACUCCUGACGGCAUUGCUCUCCGCUUCUCCAACACUCUUAAACCCCCUCCCCACGUUAAG
Messenger RNA from Rhineura floridana, 4960 nucleotides. RefSeq names its product zinc finger protein 398-like. The record is from RefSeq and is a predicted model, not a curated record. Gene Ontology annotation, biological process: regulation of transcription by RNA polymerase II. The coding region runs from base 291 to 3311 and encodes 1006 amino acids. Gene Ontology annotation, molecular function: DNA-binding transcription factor activity, RNA polymerase II-specific; RNA polymerase II cis-regulatory region sequence-specific DNA binding. The transcript is spliced from 9 exons. Lineage: Eukaryota; Metazoa; Chordata; Lepidosauria; Squamata; Rhineuridae. Gene Ontology annotation, cellular component: nucleus.